UUAAUUAAUUCCUUAUUACCUAUCGUGCUUCCCAUGUUCUUUUACGACCCAUCUAAUGCGUCAGGACAAGGGGACGUGCUGCUCUGCUCUGCUCGCUCUUUGAAUGCGUGAAUCCAGAUCUGUAGUUCGUAUGAGCUCGAAUUUUUCACUGCCAAGUUCAAAGCAUAGCCAGUGACCGCGACCAGCAGCGAUCAAAGAGACUGACAUUAUUUGGACAAAAAUUUCUUCGAUCACGUGUAGCUGAUCCUUUCGAGCAAUGUGGGAUGAAACUCCUGCAGAAAGAUAUGCCCAGAUGCUCAAGAGCACAUCUGUUGCAUCCGGAGAGCGAAAUCUGCCACGGUGCAUAGCGAUGGCAGUACAGAGACAGUAGAGCGCCAACGUCCCCGGACAGCUCUGGGUAAGUGAACGAUUCUGCUCUUGUCAUUGUAGAUUUGUGCGCUCUAGUGUUUGAGAGCAAGCAUGAGCAAGGUUUUGGCAGUCGGAUUGAAGGACGAAAGAGAGGUGAGUGAACGCAGUGACUCUAGCCCCGGGGAGGUAAUCAAUCCUGGCUCAGAGGAAUCAUCCAGUGUGUCUGGCCCAGACCAUGUCGGCGUGUGGCAGUUCGAUGACAAGCAGGGCGUAUGGCGCUCCUUUCCCCCGGCCGAGGCAGAAGCCAUUUUCACUGCCUACUCGGUGGGUAGAGCUGAAUUGGAGCUCGGCAAGGCGAAAGGAUCUCUACGAAGAACAGAAGGGAAAUCUGAGGCUAUGUACUUGAAGACGACCACAGCCGGCACACAGAUCUCCACGACGGAGAAACAGAUCCGGAUCGAGACCUGUGCACUAACGGAGAUCAAUCAUACACCGAGCUACAAUCCUGUAGAAAGCGGAGUGUACUGGGAGAACGAUGACGGGAUGUGGCACCCGUACGAGAACAAGGAGCAUGUCAACACCAUCCUGUCAACGUGGAACACCAGCGAUUACCUCGUCUUCCUGGGCAAGAUCAAUUCGGACAAAUGGCCCCAAGGUGCGAGUUACGCGUACAAGCCGAAGAAGAUGCACCAAAUCAACAUUCAGACAGGCCGCAAGAGAGGCAUCCGCAUCGUUCCGAACGCCGUCCUGUCGGACGACAGCAGCACCCGAUUGUCUACAAGGGCUUCCGAUUGCCAAAGACUGACGCCGAUUUCUGUACGCUCAUUUCUGGUGGAGGAGGCGGUGCACAAGCUCGUCAGCGCCGAGUACACGAAGCUGCUCGUGGGCUCGAAAGCUGCGCCAUUCGAGCUCGUGGCCGUGGAAUUCAACGAGCAUCUGAAGGGCGCCGGAAGGGGCAUGCUGGACCGGUUCCUGACCACCUUCGAGACGAUGGCCGUCAAAGUUCCUGACCAUUGCGGUCAGCUCCUGAGAAUCAUCAGGUACGCUCGAGAGCCGGACGUCGAGUCCGUUGGGCCGGCCCGCACCAAGGCGCUGGUGCGGCACGUCUUCCUCGGCACCAGAGCCGGCGACUACGACGCCAUCCUGCGGAGCGGCCUCAAGUCGUUUCCGGCUCUGCACAAGUUUUCCGCGCCGGGCUUCGGCCUGCAGUGCCGCGACGCCGAGCCCUUCUGCCUCGCGCUGCGCGACAACUACAACGAGUUUGAGAUGCUCGUCUUCCUGGCCUACGACGUGGCGAGCACGCCGACGACCGGCGACUCGCGCGUCGCGGCUUUCGUGCCUGACGACGUCGCGCUUGCUCUCCCCGUCGCCAAGAUCACUCUGGCCAGGGCUCCCAUCAGGGCCGUCCCAACCGCCCCGGGUUGGAAAGCGGCGGGUAAACUCCUAACCGUGAGUUAGGUUCAGUCGAGUCCAAUCGGGUCUGAGGAUAGUUGGACGUUUGCUCGGACAGUCUUCACUUCCGAGCUCGCGUUAGCCCAAAGAUCGUACCUCGUACAGCGAGUUAGGGAACCGAGUUAAAAACGUCACCAGGUAGAGAGAGAGGAUCAUCAAAGUCAUCACCGUUCCCUGUCUUCUCAAAGGGGUUGAGAACUACGUCACGGUUUGUGUUGUAUAGCUACCAGGUUGCCACCCCAUUCCAACCACAGUUCCCACGGAAGGAUGACGUGGUCACUAUCGAUCCCGUAAUACAAGAUCCCGCCGUUGAUUCCACCCCAUUGUUCGUCUUGUAACUUUUGAUUUACAAUUCCUGUGAAUUUUCAAGGAUUGUAAACUUACACAAGAGAAGUUCUUAUCUAAUGCAUUUCUCGUCACUA
Messenger RNA from Marchantia polymorpha subsp. ruderalis, 2222 nucleotides. The record is from the annotation of a GenBank genome assembly. NCBI's taxonomy places the organism in Eukaryota, Viridiplantae, Streptophyta, Marchantiopsida, Marchantiales, Marchantiaceae.